ACCUCCACCACCGCCCGCCACCAAUCGGCUCGUUUCGCCUUCAACUCCGCCGAUGUCUCCGCGCACGCUGCCGCCACGGCCGCCGGGCCCGACGCGGCGCCUCACGAUGGCGCCCAGCCCCGGCCCCAGCACCGGCGCGGUGCCCGCCUCCAAGCGCCGCCUCGACUUCCCCCAGGCAGCCGCCGCGGCCACGCCCCCGCGCUCGGCCAAGCGCCGCCGCCCCGCCAACCUCUUCGCGGCGGAGGACCUGGUCCAGCUGGUCGGCAGCAUCCGCCGCGACCUCGCCCGAGUCCACGCGGGCACGCCCUCCGCCUCCACUCGCAGCCUCCUCCCCCGCUCCCCGGCCACACCGAUGAGCAGGAGCGGCAGCCACCUCCUCCUCCGCUCCCCGGCCACCCCGAAGAGCACCAACACCCGCCUCCUCCUCCAUUCCCCGGCCACCCCGAGGAGCGCCGCCCGCCGCCUCCGCGUCCCCACCGCCGCAGCGCGACAGGAGCGCCCGGUCGAGGCGGUCGCGCGCAUCCGCACCCUCGCCGACGGCGGCGCGGAGUCCGCUCUGGAGGUCGUCGGCAGCGGGACGUCGGUGCGCGUGCGCCACACCGGCGCGUGCCGCGAGUUCGCGCUCGACGGCGUGUCGGCGUCGGCGGACGAGGGCCUGGAGGCCUUCUACGCCCGGUUCGUGCGGCCGAGGGUCGAGGGCGUGCGCGCGGGCGCCAAGUGCACCGUCAUGGUCUACGGGCCCACGGGCUCCGGGAAGAGCCACACUAUGUUCGGCUCGGACGAGCAGCCCGGCGUCGUGUACCGCGCGCUCACGGACGUCCUAGAGGGAGGCGGCGACGGCGACGGCGAGAGCCUCGUGAGGGUCUCCGUGCUCGAGAUCUACAAUGAGCAGGUCUACGAUCUGCUCGCCGGCAGCGGAGGAGCCAAUCCCAAGGUAAGGCUAGAACUGAUGGGAACAAGAGCCAAGAAUGCAACAUAUAUAUCUGGAAAUGAAGCAGGGAAGCUAUCAAGAGAAGUCGCCGAAGUGGAGAAGCGGCGUGCUGUGAAGGGCACGAGCUGUAACGCGAGGAGUUCGCGGAGCCACUGCAUGAUAGUCUUGGAUGUGCCGUCGGUGGGAGGAAGGCUCAUGCUUGUGGACAUGGCAGGCUCUGAGAACAUAGAAGCUGCAGGCCAAACUGGACAUGAAGCCAAAUCUGAGACGGGAAGAAUUAAUCAAGGGAACACGACGCUGAAGCGGGUGGUUGAGUCGAUUGCCAACGGUGACUCACAUGUCCCAUUCCGGGACAGCAAGCUCACAAUGCUACUACGGGACUCAUUCGAUGACGAGGGAUCCAAAAUCCUCAUGAUCCUGUGUGCAAGCCCUGACCCAAAGGACCUCCACAAGACGAUCUCCACCCUGGAGUAUGGAGCCCGAGCGAAAUGCACCCGUGCAGCAGCUCACGCCUCGACGCCGUCGGGCAAGAUAAGCUCCAAAGACGCCAGGUACGAGAUGCGGUUGAAGGACGAGGAGAUUGCACGUCUGAGGAUGAAGGUCAGGUUGAUGGAAGCAGCCGCGAAGGAGGAAGAGAUCCGCGUGAAGGCCGUAGAUGAGGAGACCCGGGUACUGAGAAGUGAGAUGAGGAUGAUGGAAGAGAAUAUGCUUAUGCAGCACCAGGAGCUCCUUGCUGUGAAGCAGUGGCUGCAGCAGGUGGAGCGCGAGAAGCUCGACGUGGAGGAUGAGUCGCACCUGGCCUGGAGGGUCAUGAUGAAACUUGCAGUCUACUUGCAAAACCUGGGCAGCCCACUUGAGUGAUGGAGAGGUCUAACUGUCUAGGAAGCUCUGUUGCUUUCAGUGUUCUUUCUGGUAGGGUUGUUUCUUUUGGGUGGUGCUUCAGGACAUCUAGGAGAAGAUGUGAGUAGUUGACUGUUGCUAUAUCUACCUUAUUUUGGGUUCAACAACAUGC
Messenger RNA from Triticum urartu, 1943 nucleotides. Its product is annotated as kinesin-like protein KIN-10A. NCBI's taxonomy places the organism in Eukaryota, Viridiplantae, Streptophyta, Magnoliopsida, Poales, Poaceae. The record is from RefSeq and is a predicted model, not a curated record. Gene Ontology annotation, cellular component: microtubule; kinesin complex. Gene Ontology annotation, molecular function: ATP hydrolysis activity; microtubule motor activity; microtubule binding. Gene Ontology annotation, biological process: microtubule-based movement.